CUGGUUUACAGCUCAGUGGGUCUAAAUUCUGCACUACAUUUUUAAAGAUGCAUCGUCUCGACAGCAUAAAUGUUGAAGGCUUACUGAACCGGUUAAAAUAGGAUGUCAACAAAUGACGCAGGAGAGUUGGAGGAGCUCUCAGUUGUAGGAGGAGAGACAACUACGCCUCUGUACAGCACAGCACAAGCAGCAGCGACACAGACUGCAAGGAAGGAGAGUCAUGAAACCACAACUUGGCAGCACUCUCACCAGUUAACCAAAAGACAGGAGGAAACACACAAAGCACUAAUAUGUGAACAAAGAAAAGAAGAUGCUGUUCAAUGUGGUGAUUCGAAGAUUCAGAACCAGCAGCAUAUUAGACCCAGAUUGACCUCCAGCAUCUUUGUGAAACUCUCCAGCAAUGCGUGCCUUGACAAUCCACAGAGUUUAACUGAACCACAGAGGCCCGAGACCGAGAACAGCAGCUGUCGUGGUCUGGAUCGUAAUGUUAAUGGACAAACAUCACCACCAGACAUCUUUAUAGAUGUAGCCAGUGACUCUCCAUUACCAGAGAAGACACCAUUUCCAGCCAAGAAGGAAGAAGACUUUAUCACAGUUGUUUUUAAUGGAUUGGAGACUACCAGGGACUUGAGUAUAACUCCUAGUCUUUCAAAUAGUGACUUUGAACUAUUAGAACACAAUGGCUUGUGCACACCCCUUUGUGCAUCACAACCAAGAAGGACUGGGUCUGGAUCAUUUGAGUUAGAUAUAAAGGACUAUACGAGGCUUGAGAACCAAACUGAUUUUGAGGAACUGUCAGACCGUAAUGUAAACAUGUUGUCUUCCACUGUGGUAACAGUUCUUGCUCCACAAUGGAGUGGCCGAUUACGACGGACCAAAAGAUUUGAGGGGACUGGGAAUUUGGAAGCCCAUGGGAGUUUACAAGAUGUGACAAACAUUGAGUCAAACCGUCCACGUGAAUGCUUUCAGGGGACUCAGAACCAACAUGGUGUGGAGAGGAUGUUCACAGAUGGAUCCCACGCCCAACUAAGGGUCCCUUUUCUGGGCACCCGGAGUAACACAGUGGGCUGGUCCUCUAAGAGUGGUCCAGUAAGCUUGGACUAUGAAUCCAAGAGGAAAAUGGUUCACUCUGCCUCUUUGGAUGUAAACUCUGGAAGGAUGAUCAACAGAAGAACAGAUGCAGGUGCAUUGAGCCCCGUAGCCACAACUGCAUCCUCUGUGUCGCCCCACUCCCUUCAUCCAAGUGAACAAAAGAGGAGUCUACAAACUGGUCAUCAAGGAGGACUCUCAUCUUUAAGCUCAAAACCAACAACCAGCAGUCUUCUUCUGUCACUAAGAAGAUUCAACUCCAAUAGCAGGAGCUCUAAUCCAAACCCCACCGUCUCUGGGAUAAGCCCUGCACCUCUGAGCAAUGAUCGGGAUGGAAAACAGUUUACUACACACCUCUCUCAAACAUUUCUUAAUAAUAAUGAGCAAGACAGGGUGAAGCCCCUCCACUCAACGUCAUCCAUGUCUUAUAGGAGAACUGAAACUGGGCAUAUCUUUUCCCCAUCAUCUUCCAAUUACAAAGAAAGAGACGCAUCCAAAACAUGUUUCCUUUCAUCUUCAACCAUCAACAAAGUCACAGAAGAAACACCUUAUGCCCAACAACAUCCAACAAUAAUUAAGACCCAGUCCAGUCUUUCGUGUUCCAAACAGGCAUUUCCAAGUAGAGGACCAUCAGAAAGGCAUCAGAGCUUGAGGGGUUCAGACAAAAGUACAAACAUAUUCACAGAGGCCUCAAUGUCUUCGUCUAGACAUUCCCCAUAUGACUCCUCUGCCCUCCUAAAUUCUCGUUCUAUUCCUAGAACCACCCUGACCUCCACUUCCUGGUGGAAACAAGUUACCCCAGAAGGCAGUACCCCUCUAACCCUCAAUGAUACAACCAACAUCAAAAACAAGCCAAACACAAUCUUAGUGCCACCCUGUAAUGAUAAUAGUGACUUUGCCUAUCAAAGCCCAAAUGACAACCACAUAUGUAGUAGUCAAAUGCCUAAUAACAGGGAAAACAACAACACAACAGAGUCAGUUUGCAAAGGUAACAUGAACCUGGUUAUGAAGACACAGGGGGGAACACACCACCUCAAACAAAGAAAUACUGAGGAUUCACGUGACCAUGAAUCAGACAGGCUUGUCAAACAGCAGCAUGGCUUCAAUUUAAACAGGGAGCUACAGAAGCCACAUAGUUUUCCUGAUUUUUCGUCCAGUACUAAAAUUAACAGAGCUACCAUGCAAACAACAGUGAUUCACUCUAAAGAUCUCAGCAAGCAUGAUGUAAGCAACAGUUCAUUUACAGCACAUGUAACUGAAUUACCACCUACUUUGCUAAAUCUCAAGAGCUCAAAUACACCCACUGAGAGCAGCAUCAAAUACAAAAAUAAUCAUUGUCCACUCAAAACCAACAACAACCCUGUAUCUUCUCACAACAGGGACUCUCAAAUGUUUACCAAACAAUCUCUCUCUCUUGAGACCACCGAUGUUCUCAACAGUGAAACUAUUAAAUCUAAAUUUGUCUAUGGUCUCCCCCUGACCCAAAAUACUAGAACCAGUCCCUCUUUCCAAUCCCAUCCCAUCCCAGUUUGUUCUCAGACCAACAAGCAAAAUGCUUCAUCAUACAAUAUCUCUUCUUCACAAACACCCAAAUUCCAAACAGCCACCACCUCACCUCUUGGCUUUGAAAGAAACUAUGCCUCCAUCCCCAAGCCUUUCCACUCUAAAACUGCAUCUAGCUCUAUUCCCACAGUCGAUACUAUCUCUAAAACAAACUACAGCCGUGUAUCCACCAGCAGCCGUCCUGAAGCCACAACUGCCCCCAACCCAUCCCUUCUUACUCCUCCCAUCAAUCCUGCCACAUCUUCUCCUACCACUAUCACCAUCUCCCCUCUCCUAACCCCCCCUGCCACCCCAGUCACUACCAGCCCCAUCUACUCAGAGACCUCCAACCUUAAGGAAGGGAGGACAAUCUCUAGCAGCCUAGAAAGUGACCCUAAGAAACAUAGCCCCCGGGCAGAGGGAAAGAGAGUGAGGCGAGUAACAUGGGAGGAUUCGGUGGAUCAGCAGCAUUCUGAGCCUGUCUCAUUGGAGAAGCCAGAUCCAUCUCCAACAAGAUCUCUAUCUCCACGAAGCAUUAGGGCUCCAUCCAUCUUCUCCUUUCUAAGAUCAAGCAGUUCAUCCACAAGUACAUCUCAGCUUUGCAAUCCUACACCCAAAACCUCUAACAUAGAGGUAAGAAGAGGAGAGAAGUAUCGAUCUUUAUCAUCUGACUCUGAUUUAACAUCCAGAGAACGAGAAAGAACCAAGCAAAGAUCUAAUGACACUAUGACUUUUGACCAGGGAAGAAGAGAAUCAGCCGCAUCCAGAAAGGAGCGGACGCAAUCAGUGGAGUCUGGCACAGCCCAGUGCCGUUUCCCUGCACCUCUCGCCCUCCCUCCUGACUUUUCAACUGGUUAUUUGCUUCGUUACAGCUCCCCUCCUUAUUCCACUCUCAAGUCUACCAGGUCAACACAAGGAGAAACUAAGAAUAUAACACCCAGAUCACCCCUCUUCCAACAACCCUCUCAGUCAAAUAACACCCCACAUCCUCUCUUACGUACCGACCCAGUGGCAGAUAUGACCAUACCUUUGUCCGAACUGACCCCGUCACCUAUCAACUCACCCCAGCCAUUGUCCUUGUCCUUGCCUCAAAGCAAAAUUGCUAUGCAAGGGAGCUCAGUGUGUGGUGUUUCACAAAGAGGUCAAGUUAAUAAUAAUCAUUCCAAGAAUAUAAGCCAAGAUCACCAAAAUGGCCAGAUAUUACUUGUUGACAACAGAGUUCAUAUCAGCUCAAAGUCUUUGCAGGAUGAUGAGGCAUACAACUCAACAUGUGUAACUGAGACACUGGUUUACAGCAUUAAAUCUAAAGUAGAUACAGCUGCACAAAAGAACACAGGACCUGUAUCUUUGCAACAUAAUGUAAACACACCAAUGUCUGUGGAGACCAAGUUAAGUCAACAGUCACACACACCUCAGAGUAAGGGAGCAGCAGGUGAACCAUGCAGUCAUUCAAGCCAGAGCUCCAGUGGUAGCAGCUCAACAGACAGCCAGUCUCUGGAUGACGAACGCUGCAACAGAAGAAUGAAAGAGAGUAAAAGCAGGUUUUUUUCAGUGGAGAGCAAUAAUGAACAAAGCCCAAAGAGAAGCCGUUUUGUACUGAAGAAAAGCAUCAGCACCCCAAACUCCAGUUUGUCAAGGUCAGACUCGGAAAGGGCCAACAAGACUAAUAAAAGAAUGGACCAGGUCCUUAACAAACUGAGGCAAACAUUCAGUACUAAACGGUCUGAUGAUGAUGCUUUAUUUCCAUGGAAAUGGAAGCGGGGCUCCCAAACACCUCCUGUCAGCGGGAUGAAGGACAUCAGCAACAGUGAUAAAACCCUAGAGGAGCUAGAGCAGGAGAGAGAGGAAUUGCUGCAGAACAAUGAGAAGGGAACAGAAGAGAACAGAUGGACACAAAACAGAUACACUCCCAUACCAUCUGUGGCUAUAGGAAACAUAAUGGCAGAAGAUGAGUUCUCCAUUUGGUCAGACAAAUUAACUCCAGAAACUGACCAAGAAGAUCAAAAUGCUUAUGCAGAACACACGUCUGAAAAUAAAACUCAAGCUCAUUUGACAAUCCAUAGUCCCACAACUCACCAGUUUGACUUAAACACGUACGACAAGACAGAUCAUCAACAACAAACAUCAAACCAAUUUCUCUCUUGUAGAGAUCCCAGUCCUGGUAGGAGUUCUAACCCCUCUGAUGGGCAUUCUGCUCAGUUCAGGAAAUCCACGUCUAGCCCUAGGAGCCCCUUCUCUCCCUUCACCUCUCUUUCCCCUCUCUCCCCAUUUUCCUCACCUGAACCUGUAACAGACGACAGUGUCUUCUACAGCCCAAAGUUGCAGCAUCGCCGAGAAUCUUCCUCGCCACGUGAGCCAGGAGAGGGGAUCAGCCUGGGGGGAUCAAGGAGAAGCCGAGCAUCCACAGGCCCUCCAAGUGUAGGUCCAGGACCAGACAAGGAACAUUUGUCAUCCUCCUAUGCAGACUUAAAGUAUGGUAUUGAGCCUGGGCGGUCAUUUUCUGUGAGUUCGGUUCUCUCCAGUCGACCCUCAGGGACAGGACGCAUCUCCACUGGAUCCAGGUUCAUGAGUGUGGGUGACCUCUCUGAAUCUGCCUUGGCUUGUGGAGGAACUGGCAAAGACUUUUAUCAUGGUUUUUCUACUCCUGAUUGGACAGAAUAUGAUUGUGGACCCACCAGUGACUGUCAUAUGCCAUAUUUCUCUAGUAACCCUGGUAAAAUGAGAUCGAGAUCUCUUCCUCGAUCACUGACCAGGCGCUUGGCAAAUUGGAGCUCAGAGGCUUCUGCUGCUCCACCUGUAAGUACUACAACUUCAAAGCUAGCCCCCCUAGCCUGGAGUCCUAAUAUGAAUACUUGUCACUUUGUAUGGGAUACAGACUGUCCACCGACCCCACCUCCAACACCUCCUCUGUCACCAGUGUCCAGACGCAUAUCCAAACCCAGCAAUUCCUCUCCUCCCCUCCCCUUGCUCAGCUCACCAGGACCGCCACAGGAGAGUCAGUCCUCCAGAGGUUGUUUGCCCUCCAGGGGUUACAUCUCCAGCCUCACUACCUUUGAGGAGUCUUCAGACAGUGGCUCAGACACGACAACAGAUGAUGAAUAUUACUUAGAAACAGGUGAAGACGAUGAAAAAGAGACAGAAUUAUGAAAGCAGAAAAACAAUUGCUAUAAAUCUUUCCUUCUCUUAAGUCUUUCUGAUCCUUGAACUUUAUUAUUUAGACAAAGGAGAAGAACAUGGGAGAGAAGAAGAAAGAUGGGUAUAAUCUGUUGUGUAAAGUGGCCUCCGCUUGUGUCCUAUUUUUGUUUUCUCUCAUUGUCACCAAAGAAGUCGAUGGGGACAGUUAUUUAUCGGCAUGAUAGGUUUUAUAAUGUAGUGGUUACUGUCAUGUUAAAAAGACAUUAAUUGAGUAAGCAUGAUAUUAUAAUGUAUGUACAGUAUGUACAGUAAAGUGUAUGUGUAUGCUAUUUAGGGAUAAAUAAUGAAUGUUCAGCGCUUGUGCUUUGGACAGUUGCAUGGCAUCAGUGACAGAUGUACAGUACAUAUGUGUAGUUGUUUCAAUGAUCAAACUACUGUGUAAGUUCUGGUUUUUGACAUUUUCGCUUAUCUUUAGGUUUUUUCAUUUCAUUCUGCUACUUAAUAAGUGCUGAGGUAAUUUGAGCAAUUGUGUUUUAAGUUUGAAGAUUUAGCUUUAUAGUGAUAAAUGUUGUAAGCAUUAAGCUGUUUAUUUUUGUAGCCACUUGUUUUUAACAGGCAGUGUUGUCGUGAUGGGAUAAAAUAUUUUAUGUCAUAAUUAACAUUUAUUAUCAAACAUAAAGUGCUCUAUGCAGUGCCUGGUCUUAUUUGCUACCCUAAAUAUUUGCACAGUGUCAACUUAAAUUCUUAAUAUAUCUAUUUUAUAAAUAAAUGUUAUA
This is a messenger RNA of Scomber scombrus (Atlantic mackerel), 6542 nucleotides long. Its product is annotated as mucin-2. NCBI's taxonomy places the organism in Eukaryota, Metazoa, Chordata, Actinopteri, Scombriformes, Scombridae. The transcript is spliced from 5 exons. The record is from RefSeq and is a predicted model, not a curated record. The coding region runs from base 103 to 5778 and encodes 1891 amino acids.